CAUUGAGUGAAUGCUGCGAUCAAUGAGUGGAAAGCAAUCGACACUUGAAUUACUCGUUGACUGUAUUUAGCGGUCGUUUGAAGUAUGCGUUGAUUUGAAUGCCAUUUAGUUGUCCACCGAAUCAGUGACCAAAUGAAGACAAUGCGGGACUGAAUGAAUGGCUGAUCUCCCGGACGACCACAAGGUUAAGGAUAUAUUAGAGACCUUUCGAGUGGAAGACCUUCAGAGCGUUUUGCGUUCAUUUCAGUUGCCAUUCGUUGGCCGCAAACCAGAGCUCUUCCAGCGGGUCCUGUCGCUCAUCAAUCACUUGCAAUACGACAUCGAGUUCUGUCUGAACGCCAAACGAAAGAUACAACAGAUUUACAGACAAAGAGAGGAUUUGGACGACGAAGUGAUGGUCCCAUCCCUCCAGAGGUCACAAUCCAAGCGAAAGUCGACGCGAUAUGAGUCGGACGACAGCUUUGAAGCCACGAGUAGUAGUGACAGCAGUGAUGUCGAGUCGGAUGAGUCGGCAUUCAUAGUGAAU
Oppiella nova is the source of this 526-nucleotide messenger RNA. Lineage: Eukaryota; Metazoa; Arthropoda; Arachnida; Sarcoptiformes; Oppiidae. The record is from the annotation of a GenBank genome assembly.